Striga hermonthica is the source of this 513-nucleotide messenger RNA. NCBI's taxonomy places the organism in Eukaryota, Viridiplantae, Streptophyta, Magnoliopsida, Lamiales, Orobanchaceae. The record is from the annotation of a GenBank genome assembly.
AUGUUUUCAAAUAACCCGAGCAAGGACGUCCUGGCGGCGCCGGUGGAGGGCGUCUGUCGCCGCCUGCGCGGAAAGUUCCCAGAUCUGCAACCCAGAGGAACGAACGGCGUUGGAAGGCAUUCGAAGAGCCGGCGACGGAGGAGGCUAGAGGUGGGGAGGAUUAAUUCUCUCUCCGCGGCUAGAUCCGUUUCAGUCGGGUCGAGGAGGAGGCGAUCGGAGCUCGAAUUCAGGUUGAAAUCGGCCGUGGAAGGGACAGUCGACAGAGGAUCUGGGCACGGGACGGCGUCGCGCGUGGGGCGACGGAAGGAGAUGGAGGACGCCGUGGCGGCGAAGCCGGGGUUCCUGCAAGUGCGCGGGCGGAGCUACGAUUUCUACGGGGUGUACGACAGGCACAGCGGGAGGCGCGCUGCAGAUGUCUGCGCCAGGAGGAUGCACGGGACAGUGGCGAUGGCGGGGGAACUGUGUUGUGGCUGUGAUUGUUCUGCUUUUUUUUUGGUGUUAUUAUUGGUUUAA